AUGGAUGGAGCGGAUCUGGCGUCCGAUACAAGGAGCAAAGGCGUAGAAGAUUCUCAGGACACGAACAUGUCAGUCCUCGAAGGAUUAACUUCGACCUGGGCACAACUUGCCAGGGCUUCGGAGACGCAAACGGCAAUGCUGGCUAGUCUCAAGGAAGACCUUCUCCUUCGUACUGACUCAGACGAGGAUGGACAGGCCGCUCAGAGCUUAAAUGAUAGCGUUGAUCUCAACGCCGCCUUAACUGAUGUGCUCGACCCGAGCGACACGCAUACAAGUACGACCGCGGCGGCGAAACCUGCAUCAUGCCCUGACUCAGGGUCGCAGGAUGACAUUUUGGAAAGCCUGACUCAGGCAUUUGUGCAAGCCAAAGAGAAAUCUCCUGCGAUAGCAGAAAAAAUUGCUGGUUUAAUUGACAACAUGGUUACUGGAGGUCUCUCACCAAACACAAUCAAAGAACGAGUUGAAAAAUAUCCUCCUCCAGAAAAUUGUAAAUUCCUGUCCACCACCACCGUCAACGAAGAAAUUUAG
Messenger RNA from Porites lobata, 528 nucleotides. Lineage: Eukaryota; Metazoa; Cnidaria; Anthozoa; Scleractinia; Poritidae. The record is from the annotation of a GenBank genome assembly.